AUGUCGGGCACAGACAAGCAGCCGCUCAUGAGUAACUCACACAGCGCCUAUCGUGAGUCGCUCGACGACGACCUCGAUCCGCGCUACGCAACCGAGUCCUACCAGCACCAAGCCUCCGCACCGGCUUCCAAGUCUAGCAACGUGGUGUUCGACGCCGCAUCAUCGCUCGAGGCGCAAUCGCAACCUAGAUCGCUCUCGUCCACUGGGGCGCCAUCGUGGCAGCAGCAGGGGCAGCAGGGCGCUGCAGGUGGCUUCACCAACUCGUUCAGCACCUCGCAGUCGUGGAGCCUGAGCAGCAUCUGUGCCAUCGCAUGGGCACUGCCGCCGUUCAGCUCGGCAUUCGUGCUGAUUUGGGAGACGGAGAACGACCUUGCGCGCUUCCAUGCGUACCAGGCGGGCAUCAGUGGCGCUGCGCUCAUCGUAAUUGUAUGGAUCCUCAGAAGCGUGCUCGGCCUCAAAACCAUCGGCCUCCUCGUAGCAAUGGGCGCCUACGGCUGGUUCUGGGUCAACGCAUCAACCGCACACAAAUCAGCACCGUCACUAUCGAGGAAUCCGUACCUGCCACACAUCGGCGACAUAGCCUCGCGAUGGGUGGGCGAAGAGUAG
This is a messenger RNA of Moesziomyces aphidis, 606 nucleotides long. The record is from the annotation of a GenBank genome assembly. NCBI's taxonomy places the organism in Eukaryota, Fungi, Basidiomycota, Ustilaginomycetes, Ustilaginales, Ustilaginaceae.